CUUCAAACGAGUUAAGUAAUGUCAGGACAGAGGGCACAAGGAUGAAGAUAGAGAAGCCACUUAAGGAAAGUGUUGUUAACCACUGCUCGAGACUAUAAAGGUGCUCUGACGUGUACAGCUGUUCCAGGUCUCCUCCUCGCGCAGAGCAGUCACAGCGGCGCGAGGCUCAUCGGCAGCGAACCUUCCGUCUGACUCCAUGAACUCUGGAUGAAUGUAUAAUUAUAAAAUAGGACUUUUUAACUUUAUUAUUGAUGCUUGCUGCGCUGUAAAGUGUUAGACUAUCUGGAGAGCAGCAGACGAAGCUUUGUUCUUUUGUUUUGUUUGUAUGUGUUAUUUUCUACAGUCGAUAACUGCGAGUUAAAGAGCGUCUGCAACCACACAGGUGUGUGUGAGAGAAGAAAUACGGCCAUGUACCGUUCAGCUUCAUGGCCUUCUUCUUCCUCUGAGACUCGGCUUCAUCACCAGCUCCCCAGAGGCCACACGUACCUAGAUACCCUGAGACAUGUCAGCUUUGGAACAGUAGUGAUGUGUAAGAGACGAGACGCUGGACAGAUUGUGGACGUAAAGACCAGCGAUCACCACCAGGAUCUUCAUCAGGAGGCCUCCAUGCUGAGACACCUCAUGUUACACAACCUUGACAAGUGCAACAUCAUCACGUUAUAUGAUGAGAUCUUCAUCAGCAACAGGAUGAGUUUGGUGGUUGAGAAGUUGGACAUCAGCCUGCACAACUACCUGCUGGAAACACAAGGCCUCGUGUUGUUGGAGGACAUCAGGACCGUCAUCCAACAGAUGGCCACAGCAUUAGCUGCCCUGAAAAGAGUUGGUGUAAUCCAUGGUGACGUGACGACAGAUAACAUCAUGAUGGUGGAUCGCGUGAGACAGCCCUUCAGAGUGAAACUGAUCGACUUCAGUCAGGCUAUGUUCAGCUCUCAAGCCAAACCAGGCAGGAUUCUCCAGACCCCCCAGUACAGAGCAGCAGAAAUAAUGUUGGGACUCCCUUUCUGUGAAGCCGUUGAUAUCUGGGCGCUGGGCUGUGUGAUGGGGAUCAUGAUGUUUGGCUUUGAGCUCUUCCCAACAACAACAGACUACGAUGCACUCCUCUUCAUCAUCGACCUCCUGGGUCCGCCGCCGCAGCACCUCAUGAAGGCUGCACAGAAAUCUAAAGUGUGUUUUAAGAAGACAGACUGUGGUCAGUGGAGGCUCAAGACACCUGAGGAGUAUUGGGGUCCCGAUCUUUCAUCACAUGACGACAGGAAGUACACGUUCCGCUCUCUGGACGAAGGGAAAAUGCUGUGUCUGGAGCAGGACAACGUGACAGAGGCUGAUGAGAGGAGGGAGUGCAUGGAGCUGUUGAAGGAGAUGGUCGCGUGGGAUGAGAGGGAGCGGAUCACUCCCGCUGAUGUCCUCAACCAUCCUUUCAUUACCAAGAGCUACAUACACAGCACCUCCCGCCUCAGCUCCUGUCCUCAGCCUGCUGCAGCUCUGGACGCCACCAGCAUCCACAUGGACAACACGGAGCUCCCUCCCAACACCUCUGAUGAAGAAGAAGAAGAAGAAGAAGAAGAAGAAGAAGAAGAAGAAGAAGAAGAAGUAGAAGAACUUCCUAUUAUUAUUAUUAUAAUAACAAUAUUAAUAUUGAUAAUAAUUAUUAUUAAUAUUCUUCUACAAGAACUCCUGUAGACGCUUCUUCUCCUGGAUGACGAGGAUCUUCUGCUGCUACAUGGACGACGUGCAGGAGUGAAGAUUUCUAUUGUUUGUAGUUAAAGAACCUGAGAACUUGCUCACAGGUGUUCUGCUAGAAAACAUUCAUAGUGCAGAAGAUUCAAACCAUUCAAGCAGAGCUCUGCUCUUAUGUUUGUGUUUCAUGUUAUUGUUAGUAUUGAACGUGAACGUGAAUGAACUUUUGUCUCAGCAACUCUUGUGAGAUCUGACAACACAGAGCGUUAAUGUUUGUCAGACUGUGUCCAAACAUCUUCUAAGGUAAAAAGUCUUUGUGAUGCUCAACAUGUUAGUUCCCUGUGUGACUCUCUAACGUUAGCUCAACAUAAAUACAUUAGAGCAGGCCUACUGAGGAGACAGGUGGUGUUUACCAUUUGAACAGCAUCGCUGCUGCUCGUGAUCGUCUUUAGUUAUAGAACAUGUUACAGCUUCACUGUGUUGCUGCAGUGCUCAGUGGAGCAUACAUCUCUCUUUCAAACGUGUGAAGAUUACAAGCAGUCAGUUUCACUCUUAUGUGCAUUUUAUAAAUACAUUUAGCUUUGUAAGCUAGUAGCAGCUAAAGUUUGUAGCCGUCCCUCAAUGUUGUUGUUUAUCCUUCUGGCUCGCUAGUUAUUUACAUUCAUGUGACAAAGUUUGUUCUCAGCUGUUAUAUUGAUCUCUGUCUUCUUUCCCUUCAAUAAUGUCAACAAGUCCUUUAAACGUGUGUCUUGUAAAAUGAAACGCUAUUUGUUCUCAUGCUUAUGACUCACAUGCCAUCAUUUAACUUUAAGAUAUGAAGACAUGUUAGACUCUG
Molecule: messenger RNA, 2512 nt
Organism: Cottoperca gobio
Lineage: Eukaryota; Metazoa; Chordata; Actinopteri; Perciformes; Bovichtidae
Product: homeodomain-interacting protein kinase 3-like
Exons: 10
Coding region: 409-1680 (423 amino acids)
Biological process (GO): peptidyl-threonine phosphorylation; peptidyl-serine phosphorylation
Cellular component (GO): cytoplasm; nucleus
Molecular function (GO): protein tyrosine kinase activity; ATP binding; protein serine/threonine kinase activity
Source: RefSeq, a predicted model, not a curated record